CCUUCUUAUUAAUACAUUCUCUCUCACCAAUUUCUCUCAUCUUAAUUUCUUAUCUCCACCAGUCAAAGUGUAAAAGAAUCCACGGUAAAUAUCCCAACCCUAACCCUCAAAAGAAAGGAAUAUUCCUUUCCUUGUUUAUCAAAUUAUUAAAUAUUGAUUUUGUCGUAGCAAAACCCAUCGAACUGUUCUCUGUGUUUUGUGUUGUUUUUUGUCGUUUCUGUCUUCUUUGAUUACUUCUGAGUGGGCAUAAUUACAGUAAUACCCUUCCUUAUUUUACGGUUUCUUGCUCCUUGAUUUUCGGAUUUCUUUCUCUCUCUAUAACCCUUAAAAUCAUGUCGCCGGUAAUCGGAGAGGAAGUUCCGAUGGCGGCGCCUAAAGGCCGCACAAGGCGGAAGAAAGAUUCUUCCGCGGAUUAAACGCUAUUCGUAGUACGAAAUGCGUGGGUUCGCCGGAAGAAUCUUUCAUGGGAUUGGGGGAGGUGUCGCUGUUGUGCACGACGGCGGUGGACGGGACCCUAGAAAUUGAUAGAGCUUCAGAACAAAUAGUUUCUAAUAAAGCGACAAAAUGUCUCCAGCCAAGGGUUCUCGUCUUGAGAAUUCUUGGAUUAAAAGGCCAACAAAUUCUUCAUCGCGUGUCUCAAACUUUCCACGGAAGAGAGUUAUUGAUGAGUUAAGCCAUCAAAAUGUAAUGAAUCAAGUAGGGUUCUCCACAAACUGGCGUAAUCAUCCGAGAAUCAUAUACAACCGCAAAUGGAUAAGAAAUGAAAUUUCAAAAAUGAUCAGGACUUUUCCAAUUGAUAAUAAGCGACUUGCACCUAUCCUAGAAUACUUUCUAUUUUUAUCCGCUACUUCAAAGGAGGAUUACAUGAACAAUGUAACGUUAAAUCAGCGUGUGCAAUUUCUACUGGAUGCUGGUAUCGCUGAUUAUAAUGGCAUGCCAAAAGAGGGACCAUCGACCUCUUCUAUUGUUCACGAGCAGCUGCCUUGUUUGCGUGACCAUGGUUCAUCAAUCCCAACAUUUGCUGAUAUGAAUGUUCUCUGUGACAACCCUGUUUCGGGCGGUGGAAGCUAUUUUCCUCAGCAACAUGCAAAUAAUUUGGACAUGGAUACGACAAGAUACAGUGAAAAUAUAGGGACUAUCCAGAAUAAUAAUUCUAUAAAUUUUCCUACAACAAAAGGAAAAUCCGUCCAAUCUGAAAAUUUAAAUAUGAAGUUACCUCAAAUUGUCGCGGCGAAUAUUUCAGAACAUUCCAAUCGCUUUCCUCAGCAACAUGCAAAUAAUUUGAACAUGGAUUUGACAAGAUACAGUGGAAGUAUGGGGAAUAUCCAGAAUAAUGAUUCUAUAAGUUUUCCUACAACAAUAGGAAAAUCCCUCAAAUCUGAAGAUUUGAAUAUGAAGUUACCUCAACUUGUUUCGAUGGAUAUUUCGGAACAUUCCAAUCUUUUACCUCAACAACAUUCAAAUAAUUUCGAGACAGAUUUGACAAAUAAUAGAGAUUGCUUGGAGAUGAUUAUGCAGAAUAAUGAGUGUAUGAGUUUUCCUAACAUGACGCCAAGCUUCAAAUUGAAUUUUCAGAAGAAUUUCACUCAUGAUGGUAAUACUGAAGCCAUGCUAAGACCUACCAAAAUACAGAAAACAACGGGGUCUACUUUUGGCGUCUCUUUAGUUAACAAUGCAAGUGCGGACCAAUUGUCUUACAAGACGGUUCAACCUCAUUCUAUUGAAACACUUGUGGGAGUGCAGCAACAACAGUUAGAAUUUCCCUUCUCAUCUAUCGAUGGUGAAGUUGAUAAGUACAGUGUGGAAGAGUUCACAAAUCUAGUUCUUGGCAUUAAUGAGAUAAACAGCAAUGUGAUGGUUGAUACGUUUGGACAAACUUUAAAGACUAACACAUUUCCCUCUAAAGGCUUAGAAGUUGCUCCUGAAAGGCAAGAUGUGAUGAAUAGCAACAACUUAAAUGAAUUUGACAUUGGAUUGAGUUCCAUUAUGCGUACUGUCAGUAUGGAUGCUAUUCCUACUGAUGGAGGGGAUAUAAAAGGCAGAAAUGAAUUCGACCAGGCUGAGACAAAUGUUAAAAAGAAAGUUAUUGAGCCAAAACCCGAUCAAGAGCUGCAAAAGUUAUUGAGUACAAUUGUUGGGGAGAUACAGAACAAUGUGAGUGAUGAUACAUUUGGACAGACUUUCAAGAGUGAAAUGAUUCGCUCAAAAGGCUUAGAUGCUAGUCCGGUGUUUGAGGAGCCAGAUCCCGAAAUCCAUGGUGUGAUUGACAUUGGAUUCAACCAAGAGGCGGCAAAUGCUAAAAAUAAAGCGAGUGAGCCAAAGGCUGAUCAAGAGAAGCAAACAAAGUCCUCAAAUACAACAAUUAAUGUUGUUUCCUUGAUUGAUUUGUUCACACGUGAUCAAAUAAAAGAACAUAUUAAUAGUCUGAGAAAGGAAUCCGUUCAGAAGACAACAGUGGACGGCACAUGCCAAUUAUGUACAAUGAAAGCUUUCUACUUCGAACCAGUACAAAUUUAUUGCUUACAUUGUCAAACCCGUAUCAAGCGAAACGCAAAGUAUUUCUGUAUAAAAGGAGAAGAAUCUGAUGCAGAGCGUUGCUUUUGCUCCUCCUGCUAUAACCGUUCUAAAGGCGGGUGCAUUAUAUUCAAUGGGACAUCUGUUUGUAAGACACUUUUUGAACAAAAGAAAAAUGAUGAAGUACUUGAAGAACCAUGGGUUGAAUGCAAUAAAUGUGAAAGAUGGCAGCAUCAAAUAUGUGCACUAUAUAACAGCAAAAGAGAUUUGGACUGCACUGCUGAGUAUACAUGUCCUUUUUGCCACGUAAAAGAAAUUGAAAAUGGAAUGCAUGUUCCCUUACCAAAGACUACUAUUUUUGGUGCUAAGGACUUGCCGAGAACCAUGCUUAGUGACCACUUAGAGAAAAGACUUUUUGAGCAUCUCAUGCAAGAGAGAGCAGACUGGGAAAAAAUCGAAGGGAAUGAGAAUCUUGAUGAAGUUGUAGUAGCGAAAAGUCUUACAGUUAGAGAAGUGUUAUCUGCUGACAAACAUUUGAUAGUGGAGAAGCAAUUUCUGGACAUUGUUCCAGAGGAGAAAUACCCUGCUGAGUUCUCUUAUAGAUCAAGAGUUAUUCUUCUGUUUCAGCAGAUUGAAGGAGCAGAUGUAUGCAUUUUUGGAAUGUACGUCCAGGAGUAUGGCUCGGAAUGUGCCAAUCCGAAUCAACGUUGCAUAUAUAUUUCAUAUCUUGAUUCUGUCAAUCAUUUUAUGCCUCGAAGACAAACUAUGAGCGGAGGAGCUCUUCGUACCUUUGUUUACCAUGAGAUAUUGAUUGGGUAUCUUGAUUUUUGUAAGAAACGAGGUUUUACAAAAUGCUAUAUAUGGUCUUGUCCUCCUAAAAAAGAGGAUAAUUAUAUUCUACAUUGCCAUCCAAAAACUCAAAAGACUCCAAAGGAUGAUAAGCUAGUGGACUGGUAUCAUUCAAUGCUGAAAAAGGCUACUGAAGAAAAUGUCGUCGUUGGUUUAACCGACGUGUAUGAACAUUUCUUUGUUCCUACUGAAAAAUGGAACUCCAAGGUGACAGCUGCUCGUUUGCCAUACUUCUAUGGAGACUACUGGUGUAAUCAUGCUAUGGAACUAGCCAUCGACAUUGAAAAAGAGUGUGGAGGAGAGUAUGAAAAGACAUUGAAGAAAGUAGUGAAAAAUAGAUCUUUAAAGGCCAUGGGACAUGUAAAUCCUUCGAACGGCAAUGCCAAAGAUAUUAUGGUGAUGCAAAAACUGGGCCAAAUUAUGUUGCAGUCGAAGAAAAACUUCAUCGUAGCACACUUGCAGUAUUCAUGCAUGCACUGCCAUGAAGCAAUAGUAUCUGGGAAGCGAUGGUUUUGCACUGAAUGCAAGAAAUUUCAGGAGUGUGAAAGAUGCCAUACCGCUGAUGUACACACUUCAAUUAAUGGCGAGGUGCAUACACUUUGUCAGGUUGUUGUGGAUGAUAUCCCCUUCAAUACCGAACAAAAUGAUAUUAUCAUUGAGAAUGAGUUAUUUGAAAGUAGAAGUAAGUUUUUGAGCUUCUGCAAGAAGAAUCAGUUUCAGUUUGACACACUCCGCCGUGCCAAGUACUCCACAAUGAUGAUCCUAGAUCAUCUUAAGGGUCUUACUCUGCUGACUGUUGGAACAGUCUGUAGCAUUUGUUCACAAAAUGUACUCCAACAGAGCUGGAAAUGUGAGGUUUGUCCAAAAUGUGUUGUUUGCUCUGCAUGCUAUAAGGAUAAGGGUGCUGGCUGCCAUCAACACAAGUUGACUCAAAAAUAUUCAACAACACCAUGUCUAUCCAGGAAUCAGGAGUUAAAUAAGAUAUCAGUGCCGAUGCGACGGAAAUUGAUGGAGGUUUUGGAGCAUGUAUCUCAAUGUUCCUCAACUAUAACUGAAAGAUGCUGUUAUCGAAACUGUUUUCAAAUGAAAAAGUUAUUAGUUCAUGCCAACCAGUGUACUACUCGAGUUUCGGGGGGCUGUUGUCGCUGUAAAAAGGUUUUGCAGAUACUAACUUAUCACUCCAAGAAUUGCAAAGACUCAGAAUGUCGCAUACCACAUUGCAUGGAUAAGCUAGCAGAAUUGAUAGCCAAACAAUCUGAAUCUCAUGAUAUAGCUGCAGCUGUGGAAAGCAACAAAAUUCAAUGAAUCUUUGAAAUAGUUAGUAAAUAAGCUUAUAAGAACUGUAAAUUUAAGAAUAGCUUAUGUUUUCAUGCAUCAACUCUUUUUAAACAUGCUUUGUAUUUCGGGGCUUGUAUAUAUGCAAUGGACUCUUUUUCCUUU
Cicer arietinum (chickpea) is the source of this 4803-nucleotide messenger RNA. Its product is annotated as histone acetyltransferase HAC12-like. Gene Ontology annotation, cellular component: transcription regulator complex; histone acetyltransferase complex. The record is from RefSeq and is a predicted model, not a curated record. Gene Ontology annotation, molecular function: histone acetyltransferase activity; chromatin DNA binding; transcription coactivator activity. Gene Ontology annotation, biological process: positive regulation of transcription by RNA polymerase II. NCBI's taxonomy places the organism in Eukaryota, Viridiplantae, Streptophyta, Magnoliopsida, Fabales, Fabaceae.